Messenger RNA from Phyllotreta striolata, 1578 nucleotides. Lineage: Eukaryota; Metazoa; Arthropoda; Insecta; Coleoptera; Chrysomelidae. The record is from the annotation of a GenBank genome assembly.
UCUAACCUAAUUUUUGAACAAAAAUAAAACGUAUUAAGAAAGUUUACUAACAAAAUACGAAAUAAUGGGUGAUAUUAUAGAAAAUUCUCCCGGUAGAAGAGCUAUAGAAACUAUGGAAACCAUUCAUAAAGAUCUAGUAUUCAAAAAGCCAAUGGGAGCGGCCAAGAAAAGAACAAAAAAGAAAAUUCUAGACGAAGAAGUAUACGUAGAAGAAAUAGGCAAAAUAAUCCAGCGAGACUUCUUCCCGGACUUGGAAAAACUGAAAGCCCAAAACGCCUACUUAGACGCCGUAGAAUCCAACGAUAUGCUCAAACUCAAAGAACUAUAUGCAAAAUACAGCGGAAGCCAACGCCCCUCCGAACGAAUUCCCAGCCCGGCCACGUUCGAAACCCCUGCGAACCUCCACAACUCCCAAUUCUCCGACCGGCAGCCCUCGGAGAGCCCCAUCGAACUGGACUCGGACAAGCCCAAAGCGAACCAGCUCAGCUUAGAUCAGUACCUGAACUCGCACACGUCCCAGGACAACGAGAGCUUCGAGGAGAUCCUCGAACAGUCGGAGACGAAGCGCCGGGAGAAGUACUCGUAUCUCUUCAACGAGGAGGAGAAGAGCGAUGAGUACCACCGGAAACUCCUCGCGUUGCCUUCGAUCGAAGACCAAGCGCUGGUGCCCGAGAAGAAGUUCGAAUUGGACACUUGGGGCUACAAAAACCGCAACUACAUCAUGUACGUGCCCGACGGGGUCGAAUUGAGCGAAGAGGAAAUACUGGAGAUCAAUAAAAAACGACAAGAAAUCGUUCAUUCUAAUACUCGGUUAACAGUCAAUCCUUUCAACGAAGUCCAAAGCAAGGAGACCAUCAACGAAUUGGCCAAAACGCAAGCGAAAGUACUCGAUGGUAAAAUAGGAGUAGAUGGAAAGGAAUUAUUACAAUCGGAUACACCGAAAAUAGGAGGAUACAGCUUCGUUAGAGAACCGUCUCCUUCUCCGAGCAUGCUCGGUACACCGUUGAUGACUUGGGGAGAAAUCGAAGGGACUCCGUUUAGGUUGGACGGCAGCGAUACUCCCAUACCAAGGUCUCAAGGGCCUACUUUUAAGAUGUCCGAACCGCCUCGAAGGGAACAACUCGCUUUGGCUCUAGCGGAGAAGGUCGGAGAGAAGAAAAAUAUAGAAAAGAAGAGGAAUUUGGACGCUCAACGACGGCAAUUCGCUUCGCCUUCGCCUAGACCUAACACAUCGGCUAUCGAUCGAUUGGCUACCAUGUCGCCUGCGGCUAGAAAACUGGCCAGUUCGAGGCUGAAAUUCUCGAUUAAUUCCGACGCGAGAUCGACGUAUUCGCCGAGUCCUAUACUCACCCGGAAAACGCCGCUUCCAUCGCCUAAAAGGGCUGCGACCCCUUUGGUCAAGGCCAAGAAGAUGACCACCGAAGUGUCCACCGAUGAUCUGUUGAAGAUUAACCUGCCCAAAAGGAAGAAGGCCUCGGAUUUUUUUUAACGGAGCUUAAUGUUAUUGUAGAUUGUAAUAAAGAGGUGUAUUUAUCUAUUAAAAGAUUCGAUUGCCGUUUUUGAUUUGACAGUUUUGAC